Messenger RNA from Theobroma cacao (cacao), 2076 nucleotides. NCBI's taxonomy places the organism in Eukaryota, Viridiplantae, Streptophyta, Magnoliopsida, Malvales, Malvaceae. The record is from RefSeq and is a predicted model, not a curated record.
AUGGUGACUUUUUUCCAUGACAUGAUGCACAAAGAGGUUGAGGUGUAUGUGGAUGAUAUGAUUGUAAAAGCUCGCAAAACAGAUGAUCAUGCGACCAAUCUUGAAAGGUUAUUUAAGAGGUUAUGGAAGUUUCAGCUUAGAUUAAACCCGACAAAGUGUACUUUUGGAGUCACUUCAGGAAAGUUACUCAGUUUCAUCGUCAGUGAAAAAGGAAUAAAAGUUGACCCAGAUAAGGUUCAAGCAAUCUAUGAUUUGCCUUCUCCCAAAACACAGAAAGAAGUUAGAGGAAUCUUGGGAAGGUUGAAUUAUAUAGCCCGGUUCAUAUCACAACUCACACUCAAAUGUGACCUGAUCUUUAAGCUCAUUCGCAAACACAAUCCUGGGGCAUGGAACGAGGAGUGCCAAGUUACUUUUGACAAGGUUAAAGAAUAUCUGUUGAGUCCGCUAGUGUUGGUACCACCUGUGGCCGGUAGACCCCUUCUUUUGUACUUGACAGUAAAUGAAGGAUCCAUGGGAUGUGUGUUGGGACAACAUGAUGAAACUGGUAAGAAAGAAAGGGCAGUUUACUACUUGAGUAAAAAAUUCACUGAGUACGAGUCCAAGUAUUCCUCGUUGAAAAAGAUGUGUUGUGCUUUAGCAUGGACGACGUAUCAACUUAGGCAGUACAUGCUAUAUCAUACCACUUGGCUCAUUGCGAAGUUCGAUCCUAUUAAAUACAUCUUCGAGAAACCAUCCUUAUCAGGUAGAGUGGCAAGAUGGCAAGUGUUAUUGUCUGAAUAUGAUGUUGUAUAUGUGUCCCAAAAAGCUAUUAAAGGAAGUGCAAUCAUUGAUUUUAUGGCAGAGAGGGUGGAUGAGGAUUAUGAACGUAUGGAGUUUGAGUUCCCAGAUGAGGACUUGAUGUCAAUAUGCCAAACAAGUGAGGAGAAAUCGGAGAAAGAGAAUUGGAAGAUGUUUUUCGAUGGAGCUUCGAAUGCCUUGGGGCAUGGCAUAGGGGUCGUGUUAGUGUCACCAAAAGGAGAUCAUUAUCCCAUCAUAGCUAAACUCAACUUCUAUUGCACCAAUAAUGUGGUCGAAUAUGAAGCUUGUUUCAUGGGUCUUCACGCAGCAAUCGAGAGAAAAAUUCACAUUUUGGAAGUAUAUGGGGAUUCCGCUUUGGUUAUUUAUCAAUUGCGAGGAGAAUGGAAGACACGUGACUCAAAGUUAAUCCGGUAUCAUAAGUAUGUUUCAAAGCUGAUUGAAAAUUUUGAUAAGAUUCGCUUCACCCAUUUACCCCGAGAGGAAAGCCAAAUGGCGGAUGCAUUAGCCACGCUGGCAGCAAUGUUCGAAGUUGGUACCGAUGUCAAGAUUCAACCCAUUAUGAUUAAUCUUCGAGAGUGCCCCGCACACUGCUCCAGUGUAGAGGAAAAAGUAGACAGGAAAUCGUGGUACCAUGAUAUUGUGCAUUAUCUCAAGUUUCAGCAGUAUUCGGAGCAAAGCUCAGAAAAUGAUAAGAAAAUCAUUAGAAGGUUGGCAAUGAAUUUCUUCUUGGAUGGGGACAUCUUGUACAAGAGAAGUAGGGAUCAAAUGCUUUUGAGAUGUGUGGAUUUAGCCGAAGCUCGGAGAAUAGUUGAGGAAGUCCAUGAAGGAAUUUGUGGGGCACAUGCAAGUGGGCAUAUGUUGGCAAGACAGGGCAUGGAUGUGAUUGGGUUAAUAACCCCGAAGGCAUCAAAUGGGCAUCAGUUUAUUCUGGUGGCAAUUGACUACUUCACUAAGUGGGUAGAAGUAGCAUCUUAUGCCAAUGUGAUCCAGAAAGUGGUAUGUAAGUUCAUCCAAAAAGAAAUAAUAUGUCGCUAUGGUUUACCAGAAAGGAUCAUCACAGAUAAUGCUAGUAACCUCAAUGGUUCAAUGAUGAAAGAGGUUUGUGCCAAGUUCAAGAUCAAACAUCACAAUUCAGCGCCUUAUCGCCCAAAGAUGAAUGGAGCGGUAGAAGCAGCCAACAAGAACAUCAAAAGGUUAAUUGAAAAGAUGAUAGAUGUAUACAAAGAUUGGCAUGAGAAGUUACCCUUUGCUUUGCAUGCUUAUCGCACAACAGUCUGA